CCGAAGAUGUUGUGAACCGAAUGAAGGAACCUUACCAACCUAAAAGGGAUCAGCAAUCGCCUUCCUUGUCUUCUCCACCCACAUCACAACCUACAGAAGGGAAAUCUAAGGCUUCUGCAGAGAUCCAUCCACCGACAGCAGACAGCUUGGGUCAGAAGCCCUCUGAAGCUGAAGAGGAUUUGUACAGGAGGUAUGAACAAGAACAAGCAAUGGUCCAAGAGGAGCUUCUCCGAUUGGCCAGAAGGGAGCGGGAGGCAGCCAAUGAGAGUCUGAAUGUGACCCUGCAGCGGGAGAGGAAUAGAACCAAUGAGGAAAAGCAGAAAACAGCUCAGCUGCCUACAGAUUUGGAUGCCUUGACCCAGGAACUGCAGUGGAAAGAGGAAGAGCUGAAGCGCAAAGAUAAUUUCUAUAAGGAACAAUUGGCUCGCAUUGAGAAGAAGAAUUCUGAAAUUUACAAGCUGACUUUGGAUCAGUAUAAAGAAGCGGUCACCAAUGCAGAAGAUGAGAUUAGGCGGAGGAACACUCAACCUAUAUGUGCAAAUCUGCAAGAAGCAAUCUUGACCUGCUACAAUGAAAACAAAAAUCAAGUGCUCAACUGCUCAGAGUUGGUCAAAGAGUAUCAGCGUUGUGUUCGGCUAGCACAGAAGGAACUGCUAGUCCAUUUUGAUUAAAAGUCCCGCUGUUGGCAAAGUACAGAGCGGAGGGGACCACAGAAGCUGUUGGAAGCCAGUAUCCUCUUGGAUCUAUGCUGAUGCAAAUGAGUGCCUUCUCUCAGGACUGGUCCAUGAAAGCCCCAUGAAUCCAUAUCCAGAUGCUUCUGUGUAUCAGUUAUCAGCGGUGGAUUUGAACUUGAGAAAGAGGACCCUGUGCAGUGCCCGGCAAUGCCAUCGCCAUUGUUAUCCCUCGUUUCUUGAAAGAUUGUUCCAUAAAGAUAUUUUGUUUCCAAUUGGUCGUACAGUUCAGAAGCCUCCAUUUCUUUCCUUUUUUUGUAAAAUCCGCUGCCAACUGUUUGGUUCCACUGUUAUCCAAAAUGUUUCCUAAGGUGUUGCCUUUGUCCUUGUUCUGUAGAAUAAGGAAGCUGAGCGAUAUGGGGAAAUACUGAAGCCCCGCUGGUUUAGAGCUCGUACUGAUUCAUAUAUGUUUAUGUGUGCUUGAAAUGGACCAAGGCAUUCCUUCUCCGUGUUCCAAGGCAUUUUCCUAAGAACAAUAAAAAGAGUUGAAUGAA
Messenger RNA from Pogona vitticeps (central bearded dragon), 1225 nucleotides. NCBI's taxonomy places the organism in Eukaryota, Metazoa, Chordata, Lepidosauria, Squamata, Agamidae. The record is from RefSeq and is a predicted model, not a curated record.